CCGGCAGGCGCUCUGCACGUGCUCGCGGGCUGGGCCUGGACCCUUCGACAAGAACAGACUGAAGAAUUGGCACCUGGGUUGCGCUGUCCCCAGGUCUGGCCAACGUCGUCGUUCACUAAUUCAGCUUGGCGACGACGCAAAGGAGAAAGAUUCGCUUCUGGGGGGAGUGAAGAUUCCCGGGAGCAAAAGACCAUGAUAAUCACCACAUUGCAGCCGUGGAGAUCUACCAAGAUCUUUCGAGGGCGUCGCAGUCUGAAACUGGGUUGACUGUGUAGCAGCAAGCCGUUCUCCUCGGCUUCUUACGUGCCCAGAACUCGCCUUGCAGAAUGAAUCGCCCCGAAGCCUUUACCGGAAGCGCUCCGGCGCUUGAAACGGCGCCAGUCUGGUCCGGCUAGACGCACAACAGACACAAACCUUCCCGCUGAUGUUGCGCUCUGGGAUCUCGUGACGUCGCUCGCCCGGGACCGACGUCUCCUCCCUUGCCUGGGCUAACCUGCGUGGCGCGGGUGCCGGUGGGGAUCUCGAGAACUGAAGGGCUUGGUCCUCCUCUGUGUACCGCCAGACGGCCACGAUGCCCCUGGAGUGGCUCGCGGGCUGGUGCGGCUCGCUGGACAGGCUGAGGGACUUGAUCGGCAUGAGCAUCCAGUCGGUGCGGGACUGCGACGCCACCGCCCUGGGCACCGUGGCCUUCCUCCUCGCCAUGUUUGUGUGGUACUGCUACCAGGUCGGGCGAGAACAGCCCCGGCCGUACGUCAUGGGGACCUCGCUCAUCCAGGCCGGCGCCGACGCCCACGGCCUGCAGAACGGCUACACCCACUGCCACGCGCCCGAGUGCGUCCGCUGCGCCCACAGCGACGGGCUGAACCAGAAGCUCUACCACAACCUGCAGGAGUACGCCAAGCGCUACUCCUGGUCGGGCAUGGGCCGGAUCCACAAGGGCAUCCGGGAGCAGGGCCGCUACCUGAACAGCCGCCCCUCCAUCCAGAAGCCGGAGGUCUUCUUCCUGCCCGACUUGGCCACCAUGCCGUACUUCUCCCGGGACGCCCAGAAGCACGACGUGGAACUGCUGGAGCGCAACUUCCAAACCAUCGCGGGCGAGUUCGAGGCCCUCUACAAGGCCUUCUCCAACUGCAGCUUGCCGCAGGGCUGGAAGGUGAACGGCACGCCCAGUGGCGAGUGGCUGACCUUCUACCUGGUCAACCAGGGCGCCUGCGUGCCCCGGAACUGUCGGAAGUGCCCCCGGACGUACCGCUUGCUGGGCAGCCUCCGCACCUGCAUUGGCAACAACGUCUUCGGGAACGCCUGCCUCUCCGUGCUGACCCCGGGCACGGUCAUCACCGAGCACUACGGGCCGACCAACAUCCGGAUCCGGUGCCACCUGGGACUGAAGACGCCCAGCAACUGUGAACUCGUGGUGGGCGGUGAGCCCCAGUGCUGGGCCGAAGGCCGCUGCCUCCUCUUCGACGACUCCUUCCUGCACACGGCGUUCCACGGAGGUCCCCCCGAGGAAGGCCCCCGGGCCGUGUUCAUGGUGGACCUCUGGCAUCCCAAUGUGGCUGCUGCCGAACGCCAGGCCCUCGAUUUUAUCUUCGCUCCGGGACGAUGACGUGACUCCUCUUGGCGAAACAGGCUGGAGGGCAGCCCAGCAGCCUGGAGGAGGAGGAGGAAGUGGCGGCUGCUGGUGCAACCUCCUCACCGAGCUGGCGUGCCAGCCCUUGUGCAAGCACACGCACACAGAUACACCCACACAUACACACACACACAGCGUGGGGGGUCGUUCCUCAUGCUGGAUUUUUGUACAUGGCAACGUCCACCUUGCGGUCUCCUCCUUUCCAUCCUUUGCUUGGGGUUAGGUGGGGAGGGAGGGAGGGAAGGGGUGGCUGCCAUUCCCACCCACCCCCACCUCCUUUUUACUCUGUGGUUCGGCGUCAUGCCGCUGUAGUGUGCGUUCCGUCGCUAACUGUGUUUUACGGUGUCCAGAACUUAGAAAUCUAACCGCCCCAGGGGUGGUGUCGAUGAUGAAUGUAGCCGUGUCAACUUUUAUCGUGUGGUCGUCUGUAAAGACAAAGCACCCCAUCCCCCGGCCCACCCAAGGAACGCAAGUGAAAGUCGGAGUGAGUGGGAGGGGAAGAGAAGGAACAGUGUCAC
Molecule: messenger RNA, 2148 nt
Organism: Elgaria multicarinata webbii
Lineage: Eukaryota; Metazoa; Chordata; Lepidosauria; Squamata; Anguidae
Gene: ASPHD2
Product: aspartate beta-hydroxylase domain containing 2
Exons: 4
Coding region: 572-1606 (344 amino acids)
Cellular component (GO): membrane
Source: RefSeq, a predicted model, not a curated record